GCAGCUUCUGUCUGCUCUCUGGGUUAUUUUGGCCAGAGCAAGCGCUAUGUUUCCCCUCACCUUUCUGGUUUGGAGCGAGUUUAGCUUAUUUUCCGUAACACAGAAGUACCCUUGUCUUCCUCGGCGUGAAUGCUGCACCGGGCGCCGCGCGGGUGGCGGUACGCUUUCCUGAAAACUUGCAGGUCCCUGAUGUAAAGUUCACUUUUACUUGGUAAUGUGCCCUUGCAUGCGCCUUCAGACUUUGUAAUUCAGCGCCUUUCGGCUUUGUGUCCAAAGCGUACGGGUGGGUAUGCUAUGACUGGCUUCAGACUCCCCAUCACUGCUGUUAGAAAACUAAAUGUCUGUUUUGGACUGUGGGAGAAAUGCCCCUCUUAUAAGCUGUACCCCUCUUGGAGGAGAAGCAUAUACUGUAGCUGUCAAGCACGCACAGUAAACUACGUAAGAUAUUUCGGCAUUUCCCCAGUAAAACUCUGUGCAUUAAGACUUUCUCCAGAGUAUAUCUCAGUACUUUCUCUGCGGAGCAAAAGUAGCAAAAGCUCUAGAAGGAAUAAACGAACAUUACAAGAAGAGGAAGAAGAAGAGGAUGAAGAGGGAGAGAAAAGUGAUUUGGAAGAUGAAUUUGAUGAAGACCCCAACAUAGUAAAAGAUUACAAGGAUCUUGAAAAAGUAGUGCAGUCUCUUCGAUACGAUGUAAUCAUGAAAGCUGGUCUAGACAUUGCAAGAAAUAAAGUAGAAGAUGCAUUCUACAAUAAUGAACUCAGGCUGAAUGGAGAAAAACUAUGGAAGAAAAGUAGAACUGUGAAAAUUGGUGACACGCUGGACCUUAUAGUAGGGGAAGACAAAGAAACAGGAACUGCUGUAGUUAUGCGUGUUGUCUUUAAAAAAGUAUCAGACAAGACUGAAAGUGAAAAAUACAAAGUAAUUUUGAGGCGCUGGAAAAACUUAAAAGUGCCCAAACAGGAUGUGCUUAAGUAACAGGAGUUUGCAUGUGGCAGCAUGAGACUUUUUGUAGAAAACUAUAUCAUUUGUUGUUAAAUAUGAAUUUUGGUUAAACAAAAGUACAGUACCCUUUUUAAGGGCUUCUGCUAGAAUGUUAUCUCCCUCUGCUGUGUGCAUCAAUAUUCCUGUGCUGAGUCGGUCACUUUUUGCUGUUAGUUCUGUUUCACGGCACUGCAGGAUAAAAGACCCAACUCUCAUAUUCCCAGGCAGUUUCUCCUUACAGAAGUUAUAUAUAAUGAAUGAAUAAAGACUAAUUUGAUCAC
Messenger RNA from Struthio camelus australis, 1262 nucleotides. It is a transcript of the gene MTRES1, whose product is annotated as mitochondrial transcription rescue factor 1. Gene Ontology annotation, molecular function: RNA binding. Gene Ontology annotation, biological process: regulation of mitochondrial transcription. Gene Ontology annotation, cellular component: mitochondrion. The record is from RefSeq and is a predicted model, not a curated record. Lineage: Eukaryota; Metazoa; Chordata; Aves; Struthioniformes; Struthionidae.